Neolamprologus brichardi is the source of this 3736-nucleotide messenger RNA. Its product is annotated as retinoblastoma-like protein 2. NCBI's taxonomy places the organism in Eukaryota, Metazoa, Chordata, Actinopteri, Cichliformes, Cichlidae. The record is from RefSeq and is a predicted model, not a curated record. Gene Ontology annotation, molecular function: RNA polymerase II transcription regulatory region sequence-specific DNA binding. Gene Ontology annotation, cellular component: chromatin; transcription regulator complex; nucleus. Gene Ontology annotation, biological process: cell differentiation; regulation of transcription by RNA polymerase II; negative regulation of G1/S transition of mitotic cell cycle.
AGCAGCAGGUUGGCUGCACUGAAUCAUGCUGCAUUGCUCUGCUGCUACUAGACAAACACACAGGAGAGAUUUUUAAGAGCAGAAGUCUGUCAGUUUGACCUAACAUCAUCCCAGAAGAGCCACUGACACUGAUGAAAAUUGGGAUUCAGUAUCUUUCUCAAGGAUAUUUCGACACAUGACCAGGAGGAGCCGGUGUUCCGGGAAUCCAUCCUACCUGGCAAACCAUCCUACCCGUUGUUUCUGCGCAUGCGCACAACACCGGACAACCCAUCCCUGGACCUUCCAAUUAUUAGCGGACCCACUCUACCACCUGAGCCACAGCCCCGUUCAGUUGCUUUUAGGUGUCCAUUUGAUUCCUGCUCUGACUCUCAUCCUGUGUGAGUGAGGAGGUCACCAUGGCAACUGUGCCACAGGGGAUUGUGGGAAAGCCAAGGUUUGGCCCUAGUGACUGUCUGAUCGCAAUGUUGAGGGCUUGCUCCAGAGAUUCGACUGAGGCGAUUCAAACAAGACUGAAAUGCAUGCUGCAAAUGUUUCUACAGCAUUACAGGGACGACGAGGGAAAUGAGAAGACCAAAGAGUUGGCAGCAAAGUGCUGCUACGAGGCAGGGGUUUGGUAUCACAGAAUCUUGGAGAACCUGAUCAGUCAAGAGAGGAAAAGGCUGGGCUUCAGUGACAUCUCAGGCAUCUUGGAGCAUGAUCUUUUCCAGCGCUGUCUAGUGGCCUGUUGCUUGGAGAUCGCUGUAACCUCAAACAGCUUACCAUGUGACUUCCCGCUGCUCCUUCAGAUCCUCAAACUGGCACCAUACCACUUUUGGAAGGUGAUUGAGCCUGUUUGGCGGGUUGGGUCAGGCUUGCCUCACUAUGUGGUCACACACCUCAUCCAAGUGGAAGAAAAGGUUUUGGAGAACUUGGCUUGGAUCAGCGACUCACCACUGUGGGAUGAAAUCACACCCAACGAGGGCCAUAUGCCCACCUGCCAACAGGUAAUGCAUCCAAAUAGGCUCGAAGGUCCAAUGCAAACGGAUCCAGUUGUGCCGAGAGUGGAUGUCAGUUUGGGGAUGAACCACUCAGCCAGGACAGAGCAGCAGUGUUCCCCAUCAGCUAUAAACAGACAAGAGAGAAGCAGCUCCCUCCAUCUGUUUGCUCGGAAGGUUUACAGCUUGAUGGCCAAGCGUCUGAGGGAGCUGUGUUCCACGCUGGAAAUAUCUGAUGAGCUGCGAUUAAAGAUCUGGACCUGCUUUGAGUAUUCCUUGGUCCACUGCUCUUGUCUAAUGGUAGACCGUCACCUGGACCAACUGCUCAUGUGUGCUAUCUACAUCAUAGCUAAGAUUACCAAGAUGGAGAUACCCUUCAAACAGAUAAUGAAAUGCUACAAGUCACAGCCACGUGCCAACAAAAGUGUCUGCAAAAACGUGCUGAUUUCAGAAAGGAUGGAGGAAAAUUCUACCAUUAAAAAAAUCAAUAAUGGAAAGCACAGCAGCACUAUCCUAACCCCCAACACACCAUCAACACAUUAUCCAAGACCUGGGCAGGAGGAGCGGGGCAAUCUCAUCCAUUUUUACAACCAGGUCUACACGACAAAGAUGCAGCAUUUUGCCAAACAGUUUGCUCAAACCUCAUUACGAGACACCCCUCCUUUGUCUCCAUACCCUCGACAGUGGAAAGCAUCUCCUCGCUGUUAUCAGCUGUCCAACAGCCCGUCCAUCUCCAUUUCACCAUACAACACAGAAACCCCUUCCCCUCACAGAACUGGGCUCUGCUACUACUUCAACUCAAGUCCUCCAGAGCUUCUGCGUGAGAUCAACAACAUGAUCAAAACGGGGAGGUCACCAAACAUGCGAUGCUACGCGGUAUCACUGGAUAGAGAUGAGGAAGGAGAUGGAUCCUCAGCCAAGAGGCUUCGUUUGGAUGGGCAGUCAGCCUGGCAGAGACGACUGAGAAAUGUGUUCAAUGAUCGCAUUACAAGAAUGAACCAGGACCAGGUCUAGCUUAUUCCAGCUAACAGGCCUAACCUCCACUCCGAUGGAAGUAAAGCACACAUUUACUUUUUGACAAAUUCUCUGUCAGCUCAAAGUACUAAAUUUCCGUUGCUUGGCUCUUUUGUUUGGAACCAUUUUUUCUGAUACCAAUAGUCAUGUGUGAAGGUCUGUGAAUGAGCCACUUUAUCCCCAGCACAGUAAUAGAAGACUGGUCAUCCUGGGUUGCUGCCUGAUGGAAGUGUCCUUCAUGAUAUUGUAUGAAUUUAAAGAAAGACAAGGCUGCAAAGUGCCCAGUGAGUUUUUCUUAAAUAAAAAAAAAAAGGACCGGGACAGGACUUUAGCAACUAAAAGGCAGAUUAGUUAGUGUUUGUCUGCAUCCACAGGAAUUAAUAUUUACAGUAAUAUGAAAACAUAAAUGUAUCCACAAAUGCAUCCAAUAGACAUUUGGGCAAAAAUGGGUUUUUUUCUGCACAAAUUUAACAAUUCUGUUAAAAAAAAAGUGUAACUUAGGCCUCUGAAGCUAAUAUAACAAAACAAAAUUUUGAUUUAGUCAUUUUUGCAUAAUUAGACUACAUUUAUAUAAUUAUAGUUCGUUAUCUUAAUGACUUAAAUCUCACAUAAUAAUAAUAACAUGGUACCUUUACAUGUAUGCAAAAUGUUUUAUUUAUUUUAAAUGUUUCAAUGAACUUUUUAAACUCAAUUUUUGGUGGAUUUCCCAGCAUGCUCAUUAUGUCCUGUUGAAAGAUUUCAACUCAAGGUUAUCUUAAAGUAUAUUUUAAAUUUUAUUCUCACUUCAUAGUUGUAUGACUGCAAAUUGCCAGGUCCCAGAGGCAGCAAAGCAUUCCCAUAACCAUAAUAUACCCACACAUGUACUGUUAUCAUGGCUGAACAACUCUGUGUUAGAUGUGCAUUAGUAGCCUUGGUCUUUGCCUUUAUGUUAACUGUAAAACUACAGCUUUGCUGUUUUGGGCAUUCCUGUUAUGCAGGUCAAGUUUUUGCACUGUUUACAACACAAAGAGUUGACCGCAGAUCCUCUGAUGAAAGCUUGGGGUCUUUGGAGACUUGCAUAAUUUGCUGAGGCAACCCAUUAUGGACAAUUUGGCAGCUAUUUUUUUUUUUUUUUAAAUUUAGCUUAAUUUAGCUACAAGAUUUUUUUUAGAUGAUUUGCAGAAUUAUUGAUUUUAAAUUAACUGGGGAACACCAAACCCUGAAUGUCUGAGGUUAAAAUAAGACUUAUUACUCUCUAAUAACUGACACCAUAUUUGAAGGCUCUGUGUAAUUAAUUUGAGGAUGUACUCAUUUGUUCUCACUAGACUGAUCUGAUUUAUGUUUGACUUACUUUUGGAAUUUUCAGUGUACAUACUAACAUUAACUCCUGUCUAUGACCUGCAUGAAUACUGAAGUUUGAAGUGAUUUGAUUCUGACUGCAUAUUGGUGAUACUAGGGGUUUUAUGCAUACCACUCUAAAUUAAUUUAAAGUUGUUUUUACAUUCAACUUAUCGCAAAACUAUUGAGGAUAAACUAAAGUAAGACUUUUGCAAAAAUAAUAAAUGAAAAGUGCUGUUACAGUAGCAGAAACUUGCACUGGUCAACAUAAAUGUAGAAGCUAAAACAAAUUCAGUCUCAAUAAAUCUUUAAAAAUCCUGUCAGCAGUUUUAGCCACCGUUUAUUACAGACUGAGUAUCACAGCUGAUUCAACAGCACAUCAAUCAAAAACUGCACGGUGAUUUUAUUAAAGCUCUUUUCCAAACAGAAAA